GGUGCCUUCUCUCUAUCUGCAAAAUACCGCUGGGACAAGACAUGCUUGGAGGCAGGCCACCGGGAGCUGAUGCAGUUGGCCCACUACUUGCAAGGAACUCCGACUCGAGUCGUGAAGUUUGGCGGCCUCAUGGUGGACGAGACAGACCAUGAUGGGAGCUUGAGAGUUGAAACUCGCAUGCUCCGAGAGCUUAUUCUGGAGACGUCAAGCUUCCAAAGUCAGGCCGAGUUACAGUCGAUCCUAUCUGCCUGGGACGGUUCAAGCCGCGGAACUUACAUGUGGAAGAUGAUUGAAACGGACAUCAUGCAGACAUACGACCCUGGGGCUACAAUUCGGGUACAUUUGAUUACAGAUGGUGAAGACACUCACUCUCCUGGGAUGUUCCGUGGUAUCCAGGGCAUGGACGCCCUGAAGACUAGCCUGCGCGAGAAGGGCUACCGCAUCGAGUGGAACAUCAUUCUUUUGCUUUUCGGCAGUCACGAGUUCCAUGGGCUUUCAGUGGAGCGUUAUGCAGAACUCUGUCAAUCUUCUGGCGGCGUUUUCCGAAUUAUAUCUGAUGGCUAUCAGAAUCAUGGAGGGGAUGCCGAUUUCCAAGCCUUCCUCGCUGCGUUCGACAAUGACAAAGCGCAGUAUCUCCACAAGCAACACCUGGUCGCGGCAAGAACCUCGUCGGGUGCAGAGAUCCAACUACCACAGCUGACAACAUGA
Messenger RNA from Symbiodinium pilosum, 708 nucleotides. Lineage: Eukaryota; Dinophyceae; Suessiales; Symbiodiniaceae. The record is from the annotation of a GenBank genome assembly.